AUGGCUCAACUCCUCGGCCAUCCACUUCCCCCGACUCCUCCCCCGGCAAUCUACUCCCCUCCACUCCGAACCGACUCUCCUCGUAUAAUAGAGCCGCCUUCGCAAGACCGGGACAAUACCGCCUACUCUCCUUAUGAUCACCAUCAUUCAAAGUCCCUCUCCACAUCUCAAGACGGAGAUGGUCACAUCCUUCCUCCCGAAGCCGCCUUGUCUAGGUCUUCGGAUCCCAUUGCUCCCAACAGAUCCUUGACUCCCCAGCCUGCUCUUGGUCAAGAUCCCAAUAGACUAUCACCAUCUCCCCAGGUGAUGGUCAGGCGAAGGCCCGUUGAGGGUCAAGGUUCCGCCGGUCUUACCCCCGAACAUCGAAGAAUUGCUUCCGAGAACCUCACCCCUAAGGACGGUGAAAUUUUGACCCCCUUUCAGAAGCGGUCCAUGAGACAUGCUUCCACCUCCGUCCUGGAUUCUGAGCAAUCCUCCGAAUCUUUCGAACCUCUACGCUACCAUCAUCAUGCACUCGAUGAGCAAGACUUGAGUAAAAGAGCCUCCAGGCUUACCGUGGCCACUGAUGGCUCAGGGCCCAGCAACAGCGCUCGAAACUCCACCUAUGGCUAUAACGUGCAAAGACCAAUCUCCUCCUACUCAAAUGCCUCCGAUUUCAGAGGUCGUACCAACUCUCCACAACUCUCGCCGGCCCGGCCGGUAUCCAGACAUUCCAGAUCCCCUGAUACGAGGCCUUUGUCAUAUGUCGACUUGUUGAACGUCCCCUACCCCCAGCCUGCACCCAGUGGGGCAGAGAACCUCAUCAACUCCGGCCUGCGUACCGUUAUUGGAGCAAAUGCCUCUCUCCUGUCCACGAGGAAAACCCUUGAGAUGUAUCGUCAAAAUGUCAAGAAAACAAACGAUCCGGCCGUCCAGUAUGAGUUUGCAGUCUUCAUGAUCAGUGCUGCCCAGGAAGAUGGUCUCGAGGCAGAUCAUGCUUCCGUGUCGGCUGUGUCUGACAAGUCUCAUACCUCUGUAAGAGAAGAUCUUCUGAAGGAGGCCAAGCACAUCCUGCAGAAAUUGUCCGAUCGCUCCUAUCCUUUUGCCCAGUAUUACCUCGCCGAUGGCUACGCCUCUGGCUUAUUCAACAAAGGACGUGAAGACUGGGAGCGAGCUUUCCCCCUGUUCCUCGCUGCUUCCAAACAUGGCCAUGCCGAAGCGGGGUACCGCACUGCCUUGUGUUACGAGUUUGGUUGGGGCACCCGGAUCGAUGCAGCCAAGGCAGUUCAAUUUUACCAACAAGCCGCCAGCAAAAAUCACCCGGGUGCUAUGCUUCGACUCGGACGCGCCUGUCUGAUGGGCGAUAUGGGACUGGUCAAACGUUAUCGAGAAGGUGUUCGGUGGCUCAAACGGGCCGCUGAAUCGGCCGAUCAUCAAUACAAUCAAGGUCCAUACGAUUUAGGUUGUCUCCAUGAGACAGGAUACGGGCCCGAUGUGUUUGCCGACGAAGCAUAUGCUGCCCAGUUAUAUACCAAAGCGGCGGAUCUAGGUCAUGUCGAAGCAAAUUUCCGGCUUGGUAAAGCCUACGAAUUUGGCCAACUGGGAUGUCCCAAGGAUGCAGCGCUAAGUAUCCAUUUUUACACAGGCGCUGCGGAACGUGGUCAUGCAGAAUCCCAAAUGGCCUUGUGCGCCUGGUAUAUGGUGGGUGUCGAGAAUGUUCUAGAGAAGGACGAGAGCGAAGCAUAUGAGUGGGCCAAAAGAGCUGCGGCCCAAGGUCUAGCAAAGGCACAAUAUACUCUUGGAUAUUUCACAGAGAUGGGCAUAGGAUGCCGUCGAGACCCCCUAGAAGCCAACGUCAUGUACGUAAGUGCUGCGGACCAAGGUGAAGAAAGAGCCAAACAUCGCAUUGCCGCAAUCAGAGCGGCUUCCAACGGUGCCGAUCCACUCACUGCUGCUUCUGCUAGCAGAAAGAGCGCGUUAAUCGCGAGCAAGAGUGCAGGGAAUAUUGGACCGCAGGGUGAGCAUAUCCCGGUAUAUCAGUCCCUGAGUGUACAGUUACUAACCAUGGAAAUUACAGAAGGAGAAAAGAAAAAGAAAUUCGGCAUAUUCUAG
Messenger RNA from Exophiala bonariae, 2091 nucleotides. RefSeq lists its product as uncharacterized. Lineage: Eukaryota; Fungi; Ascomycota; Eurotiomycetes; Chaetothyriales; Herpotrichiellaceae. Bases 1 to 2091 code for a protein of 696 amino acids. Gene Ontology annotation, molecular function: protein binding. The transcript has a single exon. The record is from RefSeq and is a predicted model, not a curated record.